This is a messenger RNA of Plasmodium inui San Antonio 1, 1425 nucleotides long. RefSeq lists its product as hypothetical. Bases 1 to 1425 code for a protein of 474 amino acids. The transcript has a single exon. The record is from RefSeq and is a predicted model, not a curated record. NCBI's taxonomy places the organism in Eukaryota, Apicomplexa, Aconoidasida, Haemosporida, Plasmodiidae.
AUGAACCUAAACGUUACGAUACGAGCAGGCCUGACCGGGUCAAGUAGCGAAACUAGCCAAAGUCGGUCUAAAAAAUAUGGUAGUAACGUGCUGCACAAAUCGAAGCUAAAAAAAGACGUUUCAGAAAAGAGGAAAGGAAAAAUCGUGGCAAAAAGAUCCAAGAAUCUGAGUCCAAAAUUAUCAGCUGGCAUUUCUGUCUUACCUUCUGAUAGAAGAAAUAACUUAACUGUGCUGGAAGGAGUUCUUUCUGAGGUGGGGGAUGGGGACAGCCACCAGGGGUGGAGGAAGUACGCACACAAGUUUGGCCUCCUGGGACGCCUCGUUUCGAAGAGGUACUCGGGGAGUGCCAGUUCAGGAGGAACACAGCACGGUGGAAGUUUAAGGGGAACAACACACAGCGGUAGCAACUCGCAACGGUCCGCGAAGAAAAGUACCCAUCCAAAGCAGAUUGGAAGCAAGUUGGUAAAACAAGACGCAAAAGCAAACACACAAGAGGAAGAAAAAAAAAAAAGCCACCUGACUAGUCAGCAAAAAAAUAUUCCUCCAAAAAAAAAAAAAGAUUUCUACCAGUCCAACUUAAACACACCAACUGUUUCCACCGGAGGAAGGAAAAGCUACAAACUGAGUAAGCUACUAACACCACAGGAAAAGUUUGGAAAAAGAAAAAAAAAUAAAGCUAGCCGAAAUUUUCUGGGAUUAAAAAAAGGGGUGAACAUGGCUAAGGGGUCGAGUGGUAAGGCCUCCCAAAAUGAGGCUUCGCUAAAUGAGGAUGCGCUAAAUGGGGCCUCCCCGAAUGGAUUUCCCGUUGAGAAGACAGGCUCUGGGGAAACCCUCCAAGAGGGGGACUCCAUCGAUGAGGCGAAGCAGUUAGUCACUUCAUCAUCUUCGCUUGCGCAAGGGGACAGCGCGCAGGUAGGUCACCCCACAGGGAAGUCAAUGGAAGACCAGGAAGAUCCAUCCAGAGAAGCACCACCCCUCCAGAGGUACACAGCAGAACCAAGCGAUCCCUACUUCACCAAAGGGGAAUACGACGCAUCAAAGGAUAUACUUCGAGAGAAGACGUGUCUCUACGAUGCAGGGACAGUCUCUGCUAGUUUACUGCCCGGUUACAAAGAAGUAAGCUUCGAGGGGAUAGGGAAGGCUGAAGGGAACAAAGCAUCUGCUACGGAGUCAAAGUCAGGCAGGGUACAAAGAAAUGCCAUGUACCUGCCGAACCGAUUUUAUAGUCAUCACAACUUUAACCCAGUCAGAAGUGAGGGUGGUCAAGACGGGGCCUACUACAUUAACGGGUUAAGUACGCUGGAUGGUUCUCUCUUCACCUCGGUCGACCUGUCUCAAGGGACCAUCCACAAGCAGUACAACAUCGGGGUUACCUAUCCUUAUGGAGUUCCCUUUGUGGAUGUGAAGAAGCGGGGUAGGAAGUGA